CUUGUGCUUGAUAAUUUCAUACGUAAUUCAGGGGUGGUGUUGCUGCAGAAAUGCUUCGGUGACGGAUAUGGUUGCUUGACCACCCUUCAUUAAUUCAUCUUCUCUCGAUCACGACUGCAUUGACGGUGCUCGACGAAAUGCUCCAGAGACGUUCAUUUUUCACUUUGUCGAGUGCUAUGCUUUUUGCUAACUGUUGACCUUUUCCUUCCAAAUUGUUGAUGUAACCUGCAUAAUUAUGGCGAUUUUAGGCUGAGGAAGUAAAUCACGAGGAAAUCAUAUCGAAUCUAGUCCUGACUUAGGAUCAUUUGCAGCCCGUGACCUUGUGUUGAAUCAUAUCAGGCUAAGAUUAGUAACUAUAAACGGUCUUAACUAGUUGGUUUGUAACGUGAGUCGUAGCUCAACUCUCCAGUUGCGAGGGAUACGGUGCAAAAAAGAUUACUCUACUGUCAGCCAACAGGAGCAAGAAAAUCCUGAAACUCAUGCUAGCCCUGGCUUUUGGGCCAAGCAGCCGGUGCAUUCAAGGGAUCCAUCGUCGAGCACAUGCUAUAUCUUCAUUGUUCACUCAGCUUCCUUUUAGUUAUCGCAGCUUCCUUUGCACUGAAGCUACUGAGAGGUCUCCGGGAGGAAAUCUGCCAGUAAAAGCAGAAGCAGAAUGCCUUUGUUAUAGAAUCGAGAAGCUGCCUAGAGGACAGCCAAUUGGAUGUGCAUUCCAGAGUUGGAUGGGGGACGGUUUCCCCAUUCAUAGAGGAGAAAUAUAUCAUGCUAUUAAUCGUUUGAGGAAGCUGAAGAUGAACAAGCGUGCUCUUGAGAUGAUGGAAUGGGUUAUUCGCGAGAGACCAUAUAGGCCAAAUGAACUGGAGUACUCUUAUCUGUUGGAAUUCACGACAAGGUUUCAUGGGAUAUCAAGAGGUGAGAGUCUUUUCUCUCGAAUUCCAAUGGAGUUUCAGAAUGAGCUGGUUUACAACAAUUUUGUGAUUAUCUGCUUAGAGAAAGGUGUUGUAAGGCUUUCAUUAACGUACAUGAAGAAAAUGAGGGAGCUAGGUUAUGCUAUCUCACACUUGGUUUUCAACCGCCUCAUUGUUCUCCAUUCCUCCCCCGGCCGCAGGAAAAUGAUCCCAAAGAUCCUAACUCAAAUGAAGGCCGAUAAGGUGGGCCCACAUGUGUCCACGUACAACAUUCUUAUGAAAAUAGAGGCUAAUGAACAUAACAUCGAAGGUCUGGUCAAGGUAUACGGCGAGAUGCAUCGAAAGAAAGUUGAGCCGAACGAGGUGUCUUAUUGCAUGCUAGCUAUUGCACAUGCUGUGGCGAGGUUAUACACUGCUGCUGAGGCCUAUGUUGAGUCUAUAGAGAAAUCUGCUACAGGAAGUAACUGGUCUACACUAGAUCUCCUUCUCAUAUUGUAUGGAUAUCUUGGGAAGGAUAAGGAGCUGGAAAGAACUUGGUGUGUUGUGAAAUAUCUUCCCCAUGUUAGAUCAAAGAGUUAUAUGUUGGCUAUUGAAGCAUUCGGUAGGAUUGGACAACUUUCUCGAGCUGAGGAGCUCUGGUCAGAGAUGAAGUCGACGAAAGAGUUGAAAUCAACAGAGCAAUACAACUCUCUCAUGUCUGUGUAUUGCAAGCACAGCUCCGUUAAUAAAGCUUCUGCUCUAUUCAAAGAGAUGGUCGCGAAUGGGUGCAAGCCGAAUGCCAUUACUUACCGCCAUCUCGGGUUAGGUUGUAUGAAAGCGAAUUUAGUAAACGAAGCCCUGAGGACUCUGGAAAAGGGUUCACGGUCGCCAACAAGCGCAAGGGUGAGGAAAUCCACCCCGUGGUUGGAGACCACGCUAUCUAUAGUCGAGAUAUUCGCGGAGAAGGGCGACGUCAUCAAUGCGGAGAAGUAUUUCGAGGAGCUUGCUCAAGCGAAAUACACCCGCUAUACCUUCGUGUACAACACAUUGAUAAAGGCUUAUCUGAGGGCCAAGGCUUGUGAUCCCAACCUCCUGAGAAGAAUGAUCCUAGGAGGCGCGAGGCCGGACGCCGAGACAUAUAGCUUGAUUAAGCUCGCCGAGCAGCACCAGCGAUAAUUCCGUCCGUUCUAAUUUAACCUUUGUUUAGUUGAUGCUAUCGUGUAUUUUCUGUGAAAACAAGGAGCCCGCCAUUCUUAAAGAAAGUAAUUGAUUUACGCAUUGGAAGUUUCUCAGAUGAAAAUAUGCUCUACCUAAAUUUCCCA
Molecule: messenger RNA, 2206 nt
Organism: Rhodamnia argentea
Lineage: Eukaryota; Viridiplantae; Streptophyta; Magnoliopsida; Myrtales; Myrtaceae
Product: pentatricopeptide repeat-containing protein At1g07590, mitochondrial
Exons: 3
Coding region: 480-2060 (526 amino acids)
Cellular component (GO): mitochondrion
Molecular function (GO): protein binding
Source: RefSeq, a predicted model, not a curated record